UCCGUCGGCAGUGCCGCCGCCGCCACAGCAGAAGCCGCGCUCCCGCCUCUGCCUCGGGCUCUUCGCCGCUCCGGACUCCCCCGGCUCGGAGCGUCCCUUCCCGGGGACGACCCGAGAGCCUGCUCACCCGCCGUCUCGGCCGUGCUCCGCUCCUCGGGCGUGCGAGGGGCCGCGGUGGUGGUGGCAGCGGCGCCCGGCAUGUAUCAGAGCCGGCGGCGGCUCUGCUCCGCCCUGCUGCACCGGGACGCCGCCGGCCUGCGCCGCCGGCCCGGCCCCGGCCCCGGCCCCGGCCCCGGCCCGCGCGGCCAGCGGUCCCCCUGGGCGGCCGCCCCCCGGCCCGCGCCCCCGCGGCUCCCGGCGGCGGCCUCGGGCGCGGCGACGCUGUGCGCGCGGACAGCCUGUUCCAUGGGAAACGGCACGAGCAGACUCUACAGCGCUCUCGCCAAGACCCUGAACAGCAGCGCCGCCUCCCAGCACCCGCAGUAUUUGGAGUCCCCGGACCCAGAACAUCUGGAGCCCAUUGACCCCAAAGAGCUCCUCGAGGAAUGCAGGGCGGUCCUGCAGAGCCGGCCUCCCCGGUUCCAGAGGGACUUCGUGGACCUGAAGACAGAUUGCCCCAGUAGCCACCCCCUUAUAAGGGUCAUGCAGUGGAACAUCCUCGCCCAAGCUCUUGGGGAAGGCAAAGACAACUUUGCACAGUGCCCCGUUGAAGCACUCAGGUGGGAAGAGCGCAAGUGUCUCAUCCUGGAAGAAAUCCUAGCCUACCAGCCUGACAUCCUGUGUCUCCAAGAGGUGGACCACUAUUUUGACACCUUCCAACCCCUCCUCAGCAGACUGGGCUAUCGAGGCACUUUUUUCCCCAAGCCCUUGUCACCUUGUCUAGAUGUAGAGCAUAACAAUGGGCCAGAUGGCUGUGCCUUGUUUUUCCUCCAGAACCGAUUCAAGUUAGUCCACAGUACCAACAUCAGGCUGACGGCCAUGGCCCUGAAAACCAACCAGGUGGCCAUCAUACAGACCCUAGAGUGCAAGGAGUCCGGUCGGCAGUUCUGCAUUGCAGUCACCCACUUAAAAGCACGAUCUGGCUGGGAGCAGUUUCGAUCAGCUCAAGGCUGUGAUCUUCUCCGGAACCUGCAGAACAUCACCCAAGGAGCCAAGAUUCCCCUCAUUGUUUGUGGGGACUUCAAUGCAGAGCCAACAGAGGACGUCUACAAACAUUUUGCUUCCUCCAGCCUCAACCUGAGUAGCGCCUACAAGCUGCUGAGUCCAGAUGGGCAGUCAGAACCUCCGUAUACUUCCUGGAAGAUCCGGACCUCAGGGGAGUACCGGCACACCCUGGACUAUAUCUGGUAUUCUAAACACUCUCUGAGUGUGAGGUCAGCUCUGGAUUUGCUCACUGAAGAACAGAUUGGAGCCAGCCGGCUCCCAUCCUUCAAUUAUCCUUCAGACCACCUGUCUCUAGUGUGUGACUUCAGCUUUAAUAAGGAACCUGAUGGACUUUCAUAAACACUUUGUAAUCACAAGUCUUAACCAGGGAUGUUUCAGGAAAACAAAUAGGAUAAGUUGCCUGAGGAAGGAUUCCCAGUUUCUCUCACUUCACUUUCCAUGUUUCCAGCAUGCCUCAGGGAAGGAGUCCCACUAGUUCACAAAUGUUUUCCAUUAAACCCUUCAGCGAAAAAGGUGUUUGCACUCCAGUUUUGGCUUUUUUCCCCUUUCCCAUAGCAUUAAAUUUAGAUCAAUUAAGGGCAUUCUCAAUUAGUCUUGUGUUGAAGCUUUCAGUUUGAUGACACUAUAAAAAUACUUUUGAGUCUUCCAUAAUUAACAAGUAUGCUGGAACAAUUUCUUCAGACAGUAUUUCAAGUUAUUUAUUUGUGGUUUUAAAUGUCAAGAUAUGCAUGCAUGGCAAUGUUUGUAUUUUUAGCAUUGCAAACAUUUAAAAACCAUGCAAAUGUAAGUUAUAGAAUAAUUUAUAGUAAUUUUCUUAAGGCUUUAAGAUGUUUUUAUUUGGGGUCUAACAAAAUAGUGAA
This is a messenger RNA of Pipistrellus kuhlii (Kuhl's pipistrelle), 2024 nucleotides long. RefSeq names its product nocturnin (gene NOCT). The transcript has 3 exons. Lineage: Eukaryota; Metazoa; Chordata; Mammalia; Chiroptera; Vespertilionidae. Gene Ontology annotation, molecular function: poly(A)-specific ribonuclease activity. The coding region runs from base 199 to 1503 and encodes 434 amino acids. Gene Ontology annotation, biological process: circadian rhythm. The record is from RefSeq and is a predicted model, not a curated record.